This is a messenger RNA of Drosophila grimshawi, 513 nucleotides long. RefSeq names its product dynein regulatory complex subunit 2. Lineage: Eukaryota; Metazoa; Arthropoda; Insecta; Diptera; Drosophilidae. Gene Ontology annotation, biological process: cilium-dependent cell motility; axonemal dynein complex assembly; regulation of cilium movement. The record is from RefSeq and is a predicted model, not a curated record. Gene Ontology annotation, cellular component: axonemal dynein complex; axoneme. The transcript has 3 exons. The coding region runs from base 1 to 513 and encodes 170 amino acids.
AUGGGCAAAAAGGGUAAGGGCAAGGGCAAUAAGCUGGCCAAAAUGUCGGAGGAGGAACGUGCCCGAUAUUUGCAGAUGCGUGCCGACAUGGAGGAGGAAACGAGGCGGCGCAAAAUGCAACUCAUUGCGCUCUACAUGAAGAACAAACUGAAGCGAGAGGAUGCCUUUUGCCGCUUAAACAUGGCCAAGAUCAAUCAGGAAUGGCGCUCGAUAUUGCGUCAGGUGAAGAUACAGGAUUUGCGUAGUGAAAUCGUUGAUGUGGAGCUGUUCUUCAAGGAAGCGCUGAAGCGCAAGGAUCAGGUCAUACAGCGUCUCAUUGGCGACAUUAAUUCCACGGAGGAUAUGUACGCAAAUCUGCAGCAAUCACACAUGGAGAACAUUGAUAGAAUCAUUGGCAUUCACCGGAGCCGCAUAGAGUUCUUCCGGUGCAUCUAUGAGGACGAUAAGCAGGCGGUGCUCAGGGAAUGGGAAAAGGAUUCAAAUAUAUUUAGGAGCAUGCAGUGGGAUCAAUAG